UUCCCACCAGUAGAGGGAUUUCAGUGUUAAAAAUGCUCGUAAGAUGCUGCUCACGUUCCAGACGUCAAAUCAAUUGUUUUCCAAAUGGCUGCCUUCAUGUCAAGUGAAGGAAAAGAACGGAUUAUAUUCGCGCAAUUAGAAGCACUUAAGGAAAUAAGACAGAAGACGCUGAGCUUGGAGCGCCUGAAGCAGCGCUUGUUGCAAGAAGUAAGGGCGGCCGAAAAUGAAGAAAAAAAUUUAGGAGAAUUCCGCCAAGAAAUGGAGCUUUUGCUUCAGGAGAAAAUGGCCCAUGUUGAAGAACUGAGACAGAUUCAUGCAGAUAUCAAUGCUAUGGAAUCAGUCAUCAAGCAGGCUGAAGAUGCCCGUAAUAAAGCUGUGGAGGUGGCUCGUCAUCUCUACAAUGAGUACCGUCCAAUGAAAGCUGAAGUUGACAGGACUCGUCGUGAGUGCCUGGGAUUGGACACACUUCCAGAUUUGCAAGAGGAAGAUGGAAAUCACAUCCCUCCAGGGUUCUUUGAAAAACCAAAACUUGAGUGGAUGCCAGAGAGAGAAGAUUCAACACCAUCUUCUUUAGCCAGUUUGACUAUGGCUACUGCAGGAGUAGGGUCAGGAGGACAUCAAAGUGGUGGCAGUGGUUUCCUGCCACCUCCUCCUCCACAAACUCCGCUCAUUAUGGGCAAUAGCAAUAGAGGAGAAGCAAGAAGCCUUGCUCCUCCACCUGCCGGACCUUCACCAGCCUUUCGCCAACAGCCACCACCAAUGAAGUCGUGCAUGUCUUGCCAUCAACAAAUCCACCGAAACGCUCCUAUUUGUCCACUUUGCAAGGCAAAGUCGCGCUCGCGUAAUCCUAAAAAGCCAAAGAAGAAAGACUGAAGCAUAGUUAAUUAUAAGGACCGAAAAUCGUGUCGAUAAGCUUUCACGGACUCUUUUUAUUGCUGUCGACAUGCUCACUUCCUCGAAGAUGUUGAUUCUUCGUCCCCUUUUCUUUUCUCCUGCUCUCGUGAAUCUCGUAUUGUUCGACGUUGUGCCAAGCUGAUCUUUCAUUUGGGUCAGUUAAUCGUCCCUGCGUCUUCUGUAACUUUUCAAGCAAACAAACCACUGUCGAUUUAGAUCCAAGUUCGUAAUGAUAUUCUUUUACAGGUUGUAAACAGAUUCAUUUUCCUUGACUGUGAUGCAUUCCAACGGCAACAGUAUUCAAUAGUCUAGAUUUAUCCGAGUUUCAGAACUAAUACAGACUUCACCAACAU
Molecule: messenger RNA, 1247 nt
Organism: Daphnia carinata
Lineage: Eukaryota; Metazoa; Arthropoda; Branchiopoda; Diplostraca; Daphniidae
Product: zinc finger C4H2 domain-containing protein-like
Exons: 4
Coding region: 85-873 (262 amino acids)
Biological process (GO): positive regulation of neuron differentiation
Cellular component (GO): nucleus
Source: RefSeq, a predicted model, not a curated record